Chenopodium quinoa (quinoa) is the source of this 3670-nucleotide messenger RNA. RefSeq names its product golgin candidate 5-like. Bases 360 to 3278 code for a protein of 972 amino acids. The transcript has 20 exons. The record is from RefSeq and is a predicted model, not a curated record. Lineage: Eukaryota; Viridiplantae; Streptophyta; Magnoliopsida; Caryophyllales; Amaranthaceae.
UGGGUAUAAUUUUUAAAAAAAAAAUUAAAAAGAAAAAAAAAAAAUCAAUUACUGUAUUUUGAUUUAACAAAAUUUCGAACAAAUUUUGCUGCGUAAAGUACGAGUGUCAAAAAUUGGGUUGGAUCCACCAAAAUCAAAAGUAUUUCCAGAGUGUUAAUUAUAGUAUCAUCUUCCUUCUCAAUCUGAUCAUGGUUGUAUAUUCCAGACUUCACACCUGAGCUCUCACCUUUCUUCUUUCUCUCUCCUCCCGAUCUUCCGCAACAUUAUUGCCGAUUUCCUAGAUCUCAAUUAUUUCCAGGGUUUUGUGAUGAAUUUGAUGUUAAAUUGUCGAAUUUUGUGAUCGAAUCGAAGUUAGGAAGAUGGAUUGGUGGGGGAAAAGUGUGUCGUUGGGAAACUUGGAUUUUUCUGGAGCUGUGAAUAAGCUUCAAGAGAGUGUCAAGAAUAUUGAGAAGAAUUUUGAUAGUGCUCUUGGUUUGGAAGAUAAGCCUCAGUCUGGCGAUGAAGUUUCUGGAGAACAAUCUUCUUCUAGCAAUAGAACUGCAUUAUUCAAUCCUGUUAUGGCAUUUAUGGGUCAUAGAGGAGAGGAAAAUGCAGAUGAGGCUGAUGACAGUGAAGUUUCGCAUGACGAGGCAAGUGGAGAGAGUAAAGAUGGUUUUCCAGAGAUUUCAGAAAGCACUCAGGAUCCCUCUAUAGUUGAGGAGAAGAAAGAUGAUGUACCUGAUACAGAUGUUAAGCCUGCUGCAGAGUCAGUGCUUCCUGCUGAUGAAGAGGGGGAAGUGAAAGAGCAAAGAGAUAAUGUAGCAUCUGAAGCUGUAGAUGAGGUGGUCACUUUGGCAAAGGAUUCUGAUGAAGUCAAAGCUGAUGCACAGGAGCCUGCUACCUCACCUAAACAAACAAUCCAGGAUGCUGGGAUAACAAAUUCUAAUAAACAGCUUGAUGAGGAAGGGGUAGCUGAGGGGGUAUCCCCAGAACAUUCAGAAUUAGCAGAAAGUAAUCUAGCUGAUCAAGUGCAACAACUACCUAUUGAUAAUGUAAUUACUAGGGAAGCUAGUGAUGGUGUAGAGACAAAAGAAAGCGGGCAAGAGCUCGCUGUGGACAGAGAUAUCCCUAAACAAGAGGAAGUGUCAAUUGAUACUGGAAAUCUGAUUGAGCACUUGCAAACUGAUGAUAGUAUUGGCAUUGCUGAAUCUGAAAGUCCUACUGAAUCAGUCAAUGAUAGCGCAUCUGCUGAACUUCCAAGUAAUGCAAUCCAGGGAAUUGUUUCUGGUCAAGCUACUGAGGAAAGUGAUUCACAUGAUACAACUAUUGAAGAGUCAAAGCAAUUCAAAGAAGAUGAAAAUGCUAAGGUUGAUAGACCUGUCUCAGUGGCCAAUGUGUCUGACUCUGCUGAUGCUGUCCUUGAGCUAGAAAAGGUGAAGAAGGACAUGAAAAUGAUGGAAGCUGCAUUGCAGGGAGCUGCUCGACAGGCUCAAACUAAAGCCGAUGAAAUUGCGAGGUUAAUGGGUGAAAAUGAACAGUUAAAAUCUGUCUUGGAAGAUUUAAGGCGGAAAUCCAAUGAUGCAGAAGUUGAGUCUUUGCGUGAGGAAUAUCAUCAAAGGGUUGCAACUCUUGAACGUAAGGUUUAUGCUCUAACCAAGGAAAGGGAUACAUUACGACGAGAGCAGAACAAGAGAAGUGAUGCUGCUGCUCUUUUGAAGGAAAAAGAUGAAAUUAUAACUCAAGUCAUGGCUGAGGGGGAAGAGCUUUCAAAGAAGCAAGCCGCUCAAGAAGCUCAAAUGAGAAAAUUAAGGGCUCAGAUUAGAGAAUUGGAUGAAGAGAAGAAGGCAUUGGUUACGAAGUUACAGCUUGAAGAAAAUAAAGUGGAGAGUAUAAAGAAAGACAAGGCUGCAACUGAGAAGUUGCUCCAAGAAACGAUUGAAAAGCACCAAGCAGAGCUUGCAGGUCAAAAGGAAUAUUAUACAAAUGCUUUGAAUGCAGCAAAAGAGGCUGAAUCGUUGGCAGAGUCACGGGCCAAUAAUGAAGCCCGGACUGAGUUGGAGGGACGUCUAAGGGAAGCCGAGGAACGAGAAACAAUGCUUGUCCAAGCGCUCGAGGAAUUAAGACAGACAUUAAGCAAUCAGGAGCAGCAGGCAAUUGCGAAGGAAGACAUGUUACGCAGAGAUAUUGAGGACCUUCAGAAACGAUACCAAGAAAGUGAGCGCCGGUGUGAGGAGCUUGUUUCACAACUACCUGAGUCCACUAGGCCUCUCCUGCGACAAAUUGAAGCUAUGCAGGAGACGUCUGCUCGCAAGGCUGAAGCUUGGGCAGCUGUAGAGAGAACUCUUCAAUCUCGGCUUCAGGAAGCAGAAGCUAAAGCUGCUUCUGCGGAGGAAAGAGAGCGAUCAAUAAAUGAGCGUUUAUCACAAACUCUUUCCCGGAUCAAUGUUCUUGAAGCUCAGAUUUCAUGCCUCAGAGCAGAGCAGACACAGCUUAAUAAGUCUCUUGAAAAAGAAAGACAAAGAGCAGCUGAAAAUCGGCAAGAAUACCUUGCUGCAAAGGAAAUAGCAGAUACUCAUGAAGGUCGUGCAAAACAGCUUGAAGAAGAGAUCAAGGAACUUAAGAGAAAAUACAAAAAUGAGUUGCAAGAAGCCCUUACCCACAGGGAACUUCUACAGCAGGAGUUAGAUCGGGAAAAGGCAGCUAGAUUAGAUUUGGAAAAGGCUGCUCAUGUACAGUCUUCUUCUGCGUCAGAUCAAAGUCCAACAAUGAAGAACAAAUCGACACUUGAAAAUGGGAACUUAACACGUAAACUUUCAAGCGCCAGCAGUGUGGGUAAUAUGGAAGAAAGCUUCUUCUUGCAAGCUUCUCUAGACUCUUCCUCCUCUUUCCUAGACCGGAGAAAUUCUGGAGAGGCUAUCAUGAGUCCUUAUUACUUGAAGAGCAUGACACCUAGUGCCUUUGAAGCCGCCCUUCGACAAAAGGAGGGAGAACUUGCAUCAUAUAUGUCUCGCCUGGCUUCAUUGGAAUCUAUACGGGACUCACUUGCUGAAGAACUAGUUAAAAUGACUGAGCAGUGUGAGAAAUUGCGGAGUGAAGCUUCUAUGUUGCCCAGCAUACGGGCAGAGCUAGAGUCUCUGAGAAGGAGACAUACUGCCGCUCUAGAGCUGAUGGGUGAACGUGAUGAGGAGCUGGAAGAACUUCGUGCUGAUAUCGUGGACUUGAAAGAAAUGUACAGAGAACAAGUCAACUUACUUGUCAACAAGAUUCAGAUGUUAAGUCCACAAAUGGGUGUUGCAUGAUCAUUUCAACCAGUGUCUGUAUCAAGCUUUUCAUCCAUGGGAAUUUAGUAUCAAUCUCACAACUCGCCAAAUUACUGCAAGUCCAAGCAUUUCAAUUUAUCUGAGUGUUUCAGGAAGAAUCUACGUCCUCGCUUGAUUAGAAACUGUAUUGAUGUAUACUAACUGUUACCCUUAGGAAUUCAAUACUAGUCACUUGUAGCAUAAUUCCAACUAAUUUGGAAGAGAUUUUGUGAGAAUUGGGGUGUUGUAUUGUAUAGCAUGAAUACCAUAAGGAUUGGACUUUAUAUUUUUUGGGGGGUAUUACUCAAUUGUAUCUAAUUAUGCAAAACUGUUACAUCUUCAUUAUUUUCAUUACUCAUAAAGUGAAAGGUUAACUUCAUUCUUUCAGUAAA